Molecule: messenger RNA, 1206 nt
Organism: Fraxinus pennsylvanica
Lineage: Eukaryota; Viridiplantae; Streptophyta; Magnoliopsida; Lamiales; Oleaceae
Source: the annotation of a GenBank genome assembly
AUGUCAGCAGCUUCCUUACUGAUUGAUAGCAAACCCAGCAAAGGUCUUCACAAAUUCUUCCGUUCUCAUUGUGAAGAUGAUAUUUUAGCGGUGGCUGACUCCAAACUCGGAAAUGCAAUUAAGGAGAAACUGCAAAUUGAAUGUGUCCAUAACAAUGUUGUCAUGGAACUGAUGAGAGGGGUGAGAAGUCAAUUGACUGAACUUAUAUCUGGCCUUGCUUCUCAAGAUUUGGCUCCAAUGAGCUUUGGUUUAUCUCACAGCCUGUCAAUAUACAGACAAAAAGAAAUAAAUAAGAAUGUUAAGAGCACCCCAGAUCCCACUAUGCAAAAUGUACACUAUGUGGGUACUUUACUGGAUGGGAUACAGUUUGAUUCUAGCCGUGAUCGAGGCACUCCCUUCAAAUUUAAGCUAGGCCAAGUCAAAUACGAAGCUCGGCUUGAGGAUGGAACCCUUGUUUCGAAAUCAGAUGGAGUGGAGUUCACAGUGAAUGAUGGUUAUUUCUGUCAUGCCCUUUCCAAAGCUGUUAACAAUGAAAAAGGGAGAAAAAGUCUUCUUGACUGUAAACCUCAAUAUGGUUUUGGAGAGAAUGGCAGGGAGGCUACUGGUGAUGAAUGUGAUAUGCCACCAAAUGCUACCAUUCAUAUAAAUUUGGAAUUGGUUUCGUGGAAAACAGUUUCAGAGAUUACGAGUGACAAAAAGGUUUUGAAAAAGAUACUCAAGGAAGGAGAGGGGUAUGAAAAACCUAAUGAUGGCGCCAUUGUGCAAGUGAAUUUGAUCGGGAAGCUGCAAGAUGGAACUGUUUUUGUGAUAAAGGGAUACGAUGAGGAGCCUCCUUUUGAAUUUAAAGUAGAUGAAGUUUCAGAGAUUACGAGUGACAAAAAGGUUUUGAAAAAGAUACUCAAGGAAGGAGAGGGGUAUGAAAAACCUAAUGAUGGCGCCAUUGUGCAAGUGAAUUUGAUCGGGAAGCUGCAAGAUGGAACUGUUUUUGUGAUAAAGGGAUACGAUGAGGAGCCUCCUUUUGAAUUUAAAGUAGAUGAAGAACAAGUUAUUGAGGACGGGGAGACCCAUAACACGGGUCUCCGAGCAUCACAGAGACGUUCUCCGCACUGCACGGAGAAGCGAUUUCCGCACAUCGCUGACACUUGUGCAUUGAGAAAAAAAAUUCCUUCUCUGCACGGAGAUUGGAUGCUAUGGAGAAAGCAAUAA